AUGAAAUCAGUUGGGGUCCGGGCGGACCCCAGGUGGGCGGAUGAGGGUUCUGCGUACAAAACAGUUGAAAUCAACCCUGAUCUUCAGCCGAAAAAUAUUACUUAUGGGCACUUGCUACCUUUGAACACAUUGUGGCUGGCUGAAAUUGAACGAGAACAUUUUUUCACACACUUAUUAACACGGUUUAAUGAUGAUGCGAAAUAUGGAAAAAAAUCUCAUUAUAAACUCCAAUAUACACGAAAAAAUGGUCCGUAUAACUCCAAAUCAUCCAAUCCCAUUUUACAAGCAUUUAUGAAUGCAUAUAAUAAUCAUGAAGACUUAAUUCUAUCACCGGAUGAUAUAUGGUUAUUGAUUACCAUUAAUUAUGCAAAAUAUGUUAAUAGUAAUUCUGAACUACUUCGACAUUUUUUUGUUGAGCAUGAAGGCAAAAAAACGUUGACAGUGAUAGAAGACGUGUGUAAAGAUGAAAAUGAUUGGACAGAUUUUUUUGGUAACAUGAAGAAAGAAAUCGAAAAAGGAGUUAAAAAUAGCAGUAUUGUGAACACAUUGAUAUCAAAUUAUUCAACAACAACUCAAGUUGAAUCCAUUUUAUCUUUUGCCACAAUUAUGGAUACAUUUAAAAAUUAUUUUGAUUAUGGCAGAUUUAUACCGGCAUGUGAUAUACGUAAGGGGGAAAAGGCGGAUCCAGGAUCCCCACGGAUCCGCCAAGAUCCCCACGGAUCCGCAGAGAUCCUCACGGAUCCGCAAAGAUCCCCACAGAUCCGUCUCAAUAUUCUUCCGCUGAAGCAGCACAAUCCUGUUCCCAAAACAGAACAGUCUGAGUCGCGAAACAGGACAAUAGUGUUCCCGAAACGGAACAGUCCGGUUCUUUUAUUGGGAGAAUUUCCUGGAUAA
Didymodactylos carnosus is the source of this 894-nucleotide messenger RNA. The record is from the annotation of a GenBank genome assembly. NCBI's taxonomy places the organism in Eukaryota, Metazoa, Rotifera, Eurotatoria, Philodinida, Philodinidae.